Messenger RNA from Camellia sinensis, 975 nucleotides. The record is from RefSeq and is a predicted model, not a curated record. NCBI's taxonomy places the organism in Eukaryota, Viridiplantae, Streptophyta, Magnoliopsida, Ericales, Theaceae.
UCUUGUGAAGUGCAAUUUGUAGAUUCUAAUAUUUGUUUGGUUGGGGCUAUGACUGAAAAAGAUGAUUUCUGAUUUUGUUGAUGCAGUUGUGGAUUAUAUUUCUAUAUUUUUACAUAUAGUGAACUUUGCUUGACAUGGUGGCCAAAAUAUUUGGAAUGGAUCCCUUGGAUAUUGUUAACAGGAUAUCAUUUUUACUAUUAUGUGCAGUUUUCUUUAUGAUACGGUUAAUUUGUUAAUGUAAAUUGAUUUUCACUUCCCUCAAAUUGGCAGGAAAGACUGGAGGAUAUUGAAAGGGACUAACGUGAAUAUGCAUUGGACGAUGAGGACAAGAAGGUUCAAGACGUAAUUCUUAAACCAGACCCUUCAAAAAAUGACACUAUGUGGUUGAAGAAAACUCUUUCUUGUUCCUACCCAAACUUGCCUUUUAAUGAGGCACGUCAAAAAGAAAAUGAAAAGCUUCAGUUAGAACUACAACGUUCACAAGCCAAUUUGGAUGUGGGUGAGUGUGAAGUAAUUCAACACCUGCUUGAUGUCACAGACGCUGUUGCCGUAAAUUCUGUAUCUGAGAAGAGUUCACCCAUGAGAAUUUCCAAAAAGGUGGAGCAGAACUAUUCAGAUGUUAAUAGUGAAAAGGAGCAUUCAUAUGAUGAAAGCUACACUAAGCAAAGUGAGACUUACUCAACUUCAAGGACAACUUGCUCGGGAAGUUUACAAGAACAUUAGGAGAUAAGCUUCUUGUCUGAGAAUUCAGAGAGAUUUUCGCAUGCAUCUUGCUAGGAAAGCUUAUAAAGAAUUGUGCUCUUUUGCUGUUUCUAUUCAGGCUGGCAUGCGUGGAAUAGUUGCACGUGAUGAGCUUUGCUUCAGAAGGCAGAUUGCUUUUUAUGGAAAGCUUUCAUUGCUGUAUUCUCUUAGACUACUUGACUACAUGAAUUGUGCAUUUGGAUGUAUUAGUAGAAACUCCAACAAUUUCUUUUA